Molecule: messenger RNA, 369 nt
Organism: Bombina bombina (fire-bellied toad)
Lineage: Eukaryota; Metazoa; Chordata; Amphibia; Anura; Bombinatoridae
Product: thioredoxin-like
Exons: 1
Coding region: 61-369 (102 amino acids)
Molecular function (GO): protein-disulfide reductase activity
Source: RefSeq, a predicted model, not a curated record
GCGUCUGCUGCAGUCUGUAUUAACACACCGGCCUCCUCGCUGUCACUGCACACCCGCAACAUGGUCCGACACAUUGAGAAUUUGGAAGAAUUCAAAAAAGCUUUGGUUGAUGCUGGGAACAAGCUUGUGGUUGUUGACUUCACAGCUACAUGGUGUGGUCCUUGCAAAAUGAUUGCUCCUUUCUUUAAGGGCCUUAGUGAAAAAUAUCCAGAUGUCGUUUUUCUUAAAGUGGAUGUGGAUGAUGCACAGGAUGUUGCUGCAGACUGUGAUAUCAAAUGCAUGCCAUCCUCCCAUUUCUACAAGAAUGGUGAAAAAGUACAUGAUUUCAGUGGAGCCAAUCAGGAGCAAAAGGUUGUGGACCUGAAAUAA